UCGGAAGCCGGGCUGUUGGGCCGCGCAGCCCCGGGGCGACCGCGUCCGCUUUCAUGGCGGGCAUGGCAACAGGAGUCACCUAGCUGGGGUGGCGAACUCAGGAGUGGGGCCGGGGAGACCCUACCAGGCUUCUCUGGCCGGAUUCUUGCGUGACUGCAUCAAGCCCAUGAAAGUGGAUAAGAGGCCAGGAAGCGGCAUGGCCAAGAUCCACAUCGAGGAUGAUGGGAGUUACUUCCAAGUCAGUCAGGACGGAGGGACUAGGAGGCUAGAGAAGGCCAAGAUCUCGUUGGAUGACUGCCUGGCGUGUAGUGGCUGUGUCACCUCGGCAGAGACCGUGCUCAUCACUCAGCAGAGCCACGAGGAGCUGCAGAAGGUUCUAGGUGCUAAUGAGAUAGCGGCACCUGGUCAGCAGAGGCUGGUUGUCAUCUCGGUCUCACCCCAGUCCAGAGCAUCACUGGCUGCGAGAUUUCAGCUAAAUCCUACAGACACUGCCAGGAAAUUAACUGCAUUCUUUAAAAAAAUAGGGGCACACUAUGUGUUUGAUACCGCCUUCUCACGGAACUUCAGUCUCCUUGAGAGCCAGCGAGAGUUUGUGCAGCGAUUCCGAGAACAGGCGGACUCCAGGCAGGCCUUGCCUGUGCUGACUUCCGCCUGCCCAGGCUGGAUCUGCUACGCCGAGAAGACCCAUGGGAGCUUCCUCCUCCCUUACAUUAGCACUGCCCGGUCCCCGCAGCAGGUCAUGGGCUCCCUGGUCAAGGACUUCUUCGCCCAGCAACAGCGUUUGACCCCUGACAAGAUCUACCACGUGACGGUGAUGCCCUGCUAUGACAAAAAGCUGGAAGCUUCCAGACCCGACUUUUUCAGCCAGGAACACCAGUCGCGCGAUGUGGAUUGUGUCAUCACAACAGGAGAAGUUUUGAAGCUGCUGGAAGAGGAAGGAGUCUCACUGUCAGACCUGGAGCCAGCUCCCCUGGACAGUCUGUACAGCAGCGUGUCCCCCCAGGAGCCCACCAGCCAUCGGGGUGGGGGCUCAGGGGGCUACCUGGAGCACGUGUUCCGGCAUGCGGCCCAGGAGCUCUUUGGAAUCCACGUGACUGAGGUCACCUACAGACCCCUGAGGAACAAGGACCUGCAGGAGGUGACUCUGGAGAGGGAGGGUCAGGUCCUGCUGCACUUUGCUGUGGCCUAUGGCUUCCGCAACAUCCAGAACCUGGUGCAGAAACUCAAGCGGGGGCGCUGCCCAUACCACUACGUGGAGGUCAUGGCCUGCCCCGCAGGCUGCUUGAAUGGCGGAGGCCAGCUCAAGGCUCCCGACAGGCCUGGCAAGGAGCUCCUGCAGCAGGUUGAGAGGCUGUACAGCAUGGUCAGGACAGAGGUGCCAGAGGAAGCGCCCGGGAUCCAGGAGCUGUAUGGGCACUGGCUGCAGGGUGAGGGCUCAGAGAGGGCCAGCCGCCUGCUGCACACAAGCUACCACGCAGUGGAGAAGGCUGGCUCUGGCCUUAGCAUCAGGUGGUAGGAGCCCUCCAGUGUCUGCCGGGCCCACCGCAGCCAGUACCAGGAUUCCCAGUAAGGCGUGUGGAGUCUCCAGCAGGGAAGUCACUCCAAGACCCCAGGCUUGCCCUGAAAAUGCUGGGUGAGCUGCGGGGACAUUGGAACCCACAUAGAAAUGGGAUUCAGGACCCACAGUCAGUAAAGUUGACCUCCAGCCUGCGCUCACCUGGACUCUGCACUGCAGGGGCCUGGAGGUUUCACCAACUUCUGGAACCUCUCUAUGGGCCUGGAGCCCAGAUCAGUGCUCUGGCUCCUGGCUGUGGUGGCCUGAGCUGUGAGGGUUUCAGCUAGUCCCAUAGGGAGCUUAAGGCAGAGCAAGAGGGGGGUUCCUCAUCCCUCACUUCCAGAGUCACUCCAAGUUGGGAUAUGGAGGGUGGUAACAGGCUGAACCUGCCCAGCUGGUUGAGCUCACAGCAGAGUGGGGGAACUCUGCCACACUGGGCAGCAGAGAACACUGGCUGGAGACAGGCACCUGGUCCAUGACACCCUACCUGGGCAUGGGUCCCCCUGACCCCCAUCUAGAACCAGGUGUUCUACAAGCUGUGGCCUCUGGGGCCUGAGAACCUGCAUUUUGGGGGCUGAGUCCUUGUGGGAGGCAGGCUCUGUUAGUGUCAGGCCUUAGUGGUCUUUCAGGCUGAGUCCUAUGUCCACAGCUGGAUCCCCACGUACAGGACAGGGGGUGGGCCAAUUGGGUUCAGCCAGCCAAGCUUGCCCCCAAGGAGCUCAUCUCUAGUAAAGGGAACUCUAUCUGAAAA
Molecule: messenger RNA, 2306 nt
Organism: Camelus dromedarius (Arabian camel)
Lineage: Eukaryota; Metazoa; Chordata; Mammalia; Artiodactyla; Camelidae
Gene: CIAO3
Product: cytosolic iron-sulfur assembly component 3
Exons: 11
Coding region: 167-1516 (449 amino acids)
Biological process (GO): iron-sulfur cluster assembly
Cellular component (GO): cytosolic [4Fe-4S] assembly targeting complex
Source: RefSeq, a predicted model, not a curated record